Molecule: messenger RNA, 1341 nt
Organism: Saccostrea cuccullata (small rock oyster)
Lineage: Eukaryota; Metazoa; Mollusca; Bivalvia; Ostreida; Ostreidae
Exons: 6
Coding region: 214-1338 (374 amino acids)
Source: RefSeq, a predicted model, not a curated record
UAAAAAGUGGAAAUCCCAUAGAAGUAAAAUGAACCUCUAGUAGAUAUGUCGUAGGAUUUAAUCUCGGAAUAUAGGCUACCAAUAUAUUCAUUUCAUCAUUUGAAAAAGGUAGAGCUUUAAAGAAUAUCAAAUUUUACGGAUCCCGGACCCAGUUUAAAAUGGAAGGAAAACUUGGGAAACAUCAAUUCAAUUGAAAAGCAUUAGAAGAUUACUAUGGCCUCUUCCUCUUACGCGUCUACAGAGGAGACGACAAAUGCCUGUAGAGCCUGUCGACUUCUCCUGGGUCCAUGUACAGAUGAGUUACGUGAUGUUUUACGUCAUUAUGUACCAGCGUCAACAUUUCCACACGUCAUCAAACGAAAGAGGAGUGAUCUCCCCCGUCUGACAGCUCAACAGAUGAAUCUUAUUUUACCCAGAGGUAGUAGUUAUCCAGGAAACUAUGAUGAUAUGGACAUUUCCUUAUUGUACAUACUACUCAGAAACAUUUGUGGUAUACCACCACACAGCAAUCGCUGGGGAUAUGAUCCAGACCCCACAGAUCGAUCUCUCUCUGCCAACAUUGAGAGAAUCCGUAUUGCCAGAAAUCAGUGUGUACAUUCUUCUAGUCCUGUCCUUUCCAACGCUGAUUUCAACAGGAUCUGGUCCACUGUCAGAUCAGCAGUUGUGGACCUUGAUUCUUUCCUUAGCAAUGGGAACCAGUUUGAAAGAGAGGUGGACUUUUUGAGACAUGAGACAAUGGACCCUGUCCGUGACUGCCAUUACAUAGAAGAACUGAGGAAACAGGCUGAAGAAGAUGCAGAAACUAAAAAAAUGAUUCAAGGACUGAAACGAAAAUUGGAAGAGAAUGAAACUGAGAGAAAUGAGAAUCACAAUAAAAUACUGAAAAUUGUUGAUGAAAUAAGAAAACCAAAUUCUGUAAUCCCUCCAAAUGUCAAAGAUGUUUUUGAAAAAGAUGUCAUACUAUGGAAAGAGGAGGAUGGGGUUUACAGUGAAAGCCACGGUUUCCCUGCAAUGUUGGAUCAAGUCAGAAGUCAACCUUACAUGACAUUUGUUGGUGUCCCAGGAUCUGGAAAAUCGGCAACGAUUCAUCACAUAGCCUUGAUACUCCAGAAGGAAGAGUACGAGGUUGUACCUAUUAUAGAUAUCAGGAAGAUUGAAGAUUAUUCUGACUCUCGUCAUCCACAGGUUUUUGUCAUUGAUGAUGUGGUAGGUGUUUUAGGUCUGCAAAAACAAAAGUUAGAGUCAUUGAUAGACUAUAAAAGAAGAAUUUCAGAUCCGCCCAAUAGAAAUACAAAGGUAUUAAUGUCAUGUAGGGAAGCAGUGUUUAAUGAAUGUUAAAAA